This is a messenger RNA of Sebastes umbrosus (honeycomb rockfish), 2613 nucleotides long. RefSeq names its product glucosidase, beta, acid 3 (gene gba3). Lineage: Eukaryota; Metazoa; Chordata; Actinopteri; Perciformes; Sebastidae. Gene Ontology annotation, biological process: carbohydrate metabolic process. Gene Ontology annotation, molecular function: hydrolase activity, hydrolyzing O-glycosyl compounds. The record is from RefSeq and is a predicted model, not a curated record.
AUGUUCCCACGAGAUUUCGCGUGGGGAGCGGGAUCUGCUGCCUAUCAAGUAGAAGGUGGCUGGCAGGCAGACGGUAAGGGACCGAGUAUCUGGGACACGUUUUGUCAUGAGAAAGGCAGAGUGUUCGGGGAGCAGAAUGGAGAUGAGGCCUGCAACAGCUACGAGCUGUGGGAGAAGGACCUGGAAUGCAUCCAGCGGCUUGGACUGACGCACUAUCGUCUGUCUCUCUCCUGGGCCCGCCUCCUGCCUGAUGGGACGACGCGAUGUGUCAAUCAAAAAGGUGUACAGUACUACAACAAGGUGAUCGAUGAUUUGCUGGCCUGCGGUGUAUCACCCAUGGUGACACUUUACCACUUUGACCUGCCUCAAGCUCUUCAAGAUCAGGGUGGCUGGAAGUCGCCGGGUACAGCGACCCUGUUCGACUGCUAUGCCAAGUUUUGUUUCCAAACAUUUGGCGACCGCGUCAAACUUUGGAUCACCAUCAACGAGCCCUACGUGUGCGCCAAACUGGGGCACGAAGACGGCAUCCACGCCCCGGGGUUAAAGGAACCGGGGGUCGCCGCCUACCUGGCGGGCCACAACAUGCUGCGUGCCCACGCCAUGGCCUGGCACAGCUACGACACCUUCUACAGGGCAAAGCAGAAGGGCGCGGUGUCUCUGGCCAUCAACAGCGACUGGCUUGAGCCGUUGCGCACAGGUCGCGCCGAGGACAUCGCCGCCACUGAACGUCUACUUGCGUUCACGCUAGGGUGGUUCGCCUGGCCUGUGUUUGUAACCGGAGAUUAUCCAGAAAUAAUGAGAUCUGCGAUCGAUGCUCAAAGUAAGAAGUUGGGACGCGAUGGCGGCUCACGACUGCCCAGUUUCUCAAAGGAUGAUCCCGUCAUUUUGGGCACGGCCGACUUCUUUGCGUUGAACCACUACACGUCUCGUAAAGUCGAGCCGGGAGGAGGUUGUGGAGAGAUGUUGUGCAUGAAGAGCGACCGAGAUGCAGGAGAAGUUUUAGAUCCGUCCUGGCCUAUUUGCGGAGUGUCCUGGCUCGCUGUAGUGCCCCACGGCUUAAGGAAACUUCUCAAGUACAUCAAGGACACUUUCAACAACCCAGCGGUCUACAUUACGGAGAGCGGCUUCUCUCAGGUGGGGCCGCUGCAGAUUGAGGAUGUCCAGCGCGCAGAGUUCUACAAGGACACCAUCUUGGAAGUGGCUAAAGCUAUAGAAGAAGAUGGGGUCGACGUCCGUGGAUAUUUCGCAUGGUCACUGCUGGACAACUUCGAAUGGGCCGAUGGAUUCAGCGUUCGUUUUGGAUUGUUCCACGUGGACUUCACGGACGCAAAGCUAAGCCGAACUAUAUAUCAGUCUGGACGGGAGUAUGCGAAGAUCAUCUCGAAAUACAAAUGUGGUCAAUCCAGAUGAGAUGACAAGAUAAUAAAAGGAACAUUUGUCACUUUUUUAUACAUUUUUUGCAUUGUUUUUUGUCUGACACACAUUCAUACAGUCAAAAAGGCUUCAUUUAAUUGUAGAUCCAAAAUUUAAAGCACCAAUAUAGUAUCUUAAUUUCUUUUCAGUUUAGAAAAUAGUCAGGGUAAUUUAUAGAAAUUCUGACUUCAGAAGGGGACGUGAGGACAUGGUGUUAAGUUGUUUCAAUGGGAUGCAAAUUAGUAUUCUAUCCUGCCCAGUUCCCAGUCAAGCUGUACGAGGUGGUUUAUGGAGAGAGGAGAGUUCCUCACUCAGAGGGACCAAAGCAGCUGUAAGACCAAGCUGCUGCAGGAGGAUGUGUGGGAAUGCAUUGUAUAUGUCAGUGAUUAGAAGCGAUAUUAAUCUUGAAUAACAACAUUGUUAUGUGUCUAACUACAUGCAUUCACAUUACGUGUGCUGCAAUCUUCUCCUUAAUUCUACCUGUGAGUGUGUCUUUGAUACGCAGCUACCGUGAUGAAUCUGAAAAUACAUUGUAAUACCUUUCCAUUGUACUCUGGAAGUUUCCAUUUCAAGGUUAAGUGAAUACUGUAUUUUUUUGAAGUACAAGGGGAAAGUAAAUUAUACAGUCCAUUUGGUCAUCCCUUUUUAUAUUCGACACAAAACUCCUGCACCACCUCACCUCAUCACACUGGGAAGAAACCCAUCAAAAACUCAGCUAUCAGAAUGCCGCCAGGCUGCAUAAAGCACACUCCAGUAGACUCAGAAGGGGAUGCCAGCUGAAAGCAACAGAUGUCCUGCCACAGGAAGAGAGCGUAAUGCCAUUUGUGUUCCCCCGGACAGCUGUGCAAACUCUCUACUUAAAGAAAGAAAAGAGUGAACAAGGCGAAAAGCCUCCCGAAGGCCUUCUGUUGAUGCUUUGUGCAUGCUGUGGUUAAGGUGGGAUUAUUUAUAUGGGGUGCUGAACAAUGCACUGUAGGCUGAGAGAGCCAUUGAGUAUUUGACAUCAGUGUGUACAGGUGUGUCUAAAAAAGAAAGUGGCAUAUUGUAGAUCAUUUGUUGUGUUUUAGGUUAAAAAAUGAAGGAAAUCAACUUGAUUUUUGCUCUGAUAAGUAAACAGAGAACCAGAUGAGCGGUCUCAUGGCACCUGUUUGUAAGCCUACAGUGCCACCUUGUGGUAUUAAAGGGAACUACAGCUUUGAA